CCAAUUUGUUUGUGAUUCGGUACAUGAAAUCAGUGGCACAUUUUGCUGCCCUCUUGCAAUCCGCGUUACGGGGGCAUGGGCAUCAUGAAUUAUGCAGUUUCAAAAGUGCUUGUUUGUCGUUCAGACGAUGGUGGCAGCCAGCACCUCUGAUAUGUCGAUAACUUGUACCAGGCUACACGGCGCAACAUCCAAGAAGGCAGUCAUCCUUCAAAAACAACGUUCUCCGUCAUUUAGUAUGCACAAACUAUUUUAGGCACAUAAGAUUGUUUGUAAUGGCCUCAUCUUCGUCCCAUCUCACGAGUUUGCACGUCACGUUGGUGUGAAUCUCAUAUAGGGGAAACUAUGUUUUAUAUUUGCUGUAUAUUGGUGACCAUGAUACAACAUCCUUGGGGUUUUGGGACCUCGGAAUGGGAGUUUCAGAAGCAAGAUGGUUGUGAAGUGAUUUAAGUAUUUUGAGUUUUCUACUUUAUUUCAAUGGUCUUCAUAGUUUUUGAGAAAACGAUUUUUAUAUGUGAUAGCACGUGUGAUAUGAAUUACAGUAACGAAUAAAAAUGCAUUUUUCUAUUCCUGAUACAGAAGAAUUUAGCGAUGAAAGUGGUUCUACGUAUAUGGGCUACAACAUCCACAUAAAUGGAGUAUUUCACUGUACAGUUCGAUAUCGACAGUUGCACAACCUUCAUGAGCAACUCAAGAAAGAAUAUGGUGCCAACAAUUUACCUGUCUUCCCACCAAAAAAACUUCUCCCGUUAUCGUCCAGUCAGCUGGAGGAGAGACGUGCAAUGCUUGAAAAAUAUAUUCAAUCAGUUGGGCAAGAUCCUCGGCUGGUGAAUACAGACCUGUUUAAUGGUUUCCUGCUCUCAGCACAACAAGAAACAAGUUGUGAAAAGAGCCAAGAGGUUCCAUUAGAUGUCUUCCUUAUGAAUGGAUACAAGAUCUCCUUAAAUGUUGUGACAACUGAGAGAUCUGACCAAGUUCUUGAGAAAGCCUGUCAUCAGCUGAACCUGCCGAAUGAAUAUGUAUAUUACUUCUCUCUUUUUCUGAUAAACCGAGAAGAGGAUGGCGAUAUAACAAUUUUGAGGAAACUGCAGGACUUUGAAUCUCCAUACAUAUCAGAGAAAUCCAUCCAAGGUGUCCAUCGUGUUGUUCUCAGGAAAAGCUAUUGGGAUCCAGGCUAUGACUUGGAGCUCAUGUCAAACCAGGUGGCUCUCAAUAUGUUGUACGUACAGACAGUGGCUGAUGUGGAGAGAGGUUGGGUACUUAGCAGCAAGGAGACAAAGCACCAGUUGGCUUCAUUGCAGGCUCGGGGAGCUAAGAAGGAGUACCUGGAUCUGGCUCGCACAUUAAAGUACUAUGGUUUCCUUCAGUUCCGGCCAUGUCUUUGUGACUAUCCCCACCCUGGUUCUCGAGUAUUAGUGAGUGCUGGUAACAGGGAGUUGAAUCUACGUAUAAGACUGGCUGAAGGACAGGACAUGAGGGAGGGUAGUUUUAAAGUCGCACGGAUGAGGUGUUGGCGAAUUACAACAUUGCACAAUAAUGGUCAGAUGAGUACAGGAGGAAGUAGCAGCAGUUCAAAUCCUCAACUGGAACUGUCUUUUGAGUACCUCAUGUCGAGAGACAAACUGCAGUGGAUUACCAUUGCCAGUGAACAAGCCAUCUUGAUGUCAGUUUGCCUCCAGGCAAUGGUGGAUGAACUUCUACUCAAAAAAACAGGCAUGAAAAGAAAGCAGCCUGGUGAUAAGGUGAGGAAAGGAAGUUGGUCCUAUAUGAAGAGAGAUGGCAGUAGUCAAUUGAUUAGUGUCAGCCAGUCAGCAUCCAGUGAUGCGAUCUGUUCAAAUAUCAGCUCAGCGAAUGGAGAUGUUAAAUCUCCUAGCAAGAAUGAAUUCUCAACAUCAUCUAUGAGAAAAUUAUCGGAGAAGCUUUCGAGUGUGACUUUGAAGUCUUCUAGUAAGCAAACGCCACAUCCGUUUGUCGAGAAUGAUGCUUUUGAAUGUAUUGGUGAUGAGGACCUCUGAAUUGGCAUGAUGCUAUUGUAAGGUAUGUAUAAGCUCAAAUCUCAAUACUUGUUAAUGAUAAUUAAAAUGUCAUCUGUUGGCAUGUCUGUAAUUAAUAAGACUCAUCCUGCAGGAAGGUGUAAUUAACAUUUAAAGUUCACCAUUUUGCUGCAGUAACCAACUAACUCCAUGAAGCAAAGACAUUUUUAUGAAGCUAAUUGUUGUUCACCUAGUCAUGAAAUUCCCUGCCUUUUAUGGAACUUGAAGGCAGGCUUGCUUUCGUGUUCAUAACAGCCUGCCACUGAUCGCUUAUGAGCCAGGUGAUUCCAGUCCAUAUUCACACACACCUUGUUUGUUUGAGAUCCAUUUUGAUAUUGUCAUCCCACCUGUGUAUAUGUCUUCAUGUUUCUUCAUUUCAAAUUUUCUGAAAAAUUUAGUUUUCAGGUGGGAGAGAGAUCAUUUCCUCUUCUACCACACAAACAAAAUAUGGGACCCAACCCAGCCUCCAAUAAAAUUAAUAAUGAUUGCUCUUUCUGUGUGGUAAAGUACUGGAGCCUGAAGCUGACUACUUACUUCCAUAUAGAGCUGAGGUCUAGAAGGUGUGGAGUGUCACCCCUAGUCUUAUGUGUCAUGAUGCUGAUGUGCAUACACACAAGUAAAAUUUACCUUUACUUCAGAAUUGUUUCACAGAGGCUGAGACUUCAUUUUGGUUACUGCAGUUAUGGUCAUUGAGUAGAUUACUGUAAAGAAAAUUUCUUGUGUGAUAUUGGAUAAUGUUCUAUUUAGGACAUACUGAUGAUUCAGUAUAAUUUGUAUUGUAAAGGCUUUGGAAGGUGGAGACUUGUUGGCCUAAAAAUACAUAAUUCAUGAUUAAAACUAAAUUAUUUCACAACUGAAGUGUGGUGCAAUGCUCAUGUAGGUCAUGAUUAUGAAAAGUAAACUUCAUAUAUUUGUGGCAAAAAGAUGACAGUAGAUGUUGCUGUAUUUAUGAAUCUCUUGUCAUCUCCUUACAGAGAAUGUUCACUCUGUGGAUUAAUGCUUGUCAUGCAUUUGGGUGUCUGUUGGUUCUUACUCUGGAUUUUUUUUUUAUUUCAAUGACUAUAUACUUUGAUAUAUUUUCUUAUAAACCAUUAAAGACAAAUCAGACAUCGGUAUUAUUUAGAAUUACACGACUGUUAGACAAAUGUAUGAUGCUUCCUUCCUGUGUAUAUGUAUUUAUAUAUGCUACUUUUAUUUGUACUCAUUACAUUAGAAACCUGUAUAACACAACUUAAACCAAAUGGUUCAUUAUUAAGUACAAAAAUGUAUAUAGAAUUAUAAUUAAGUCUAUGAUUUUAUUUUGUUUAACCCUUUACUCUGCAAUUUAAAUUAACCAUUUCUUGAUAUGAUUUGGCCAGUUAAUUAAAAUGUUUUUCAUGCUACACAUUGAUGUGUUUAGUCUGGCAUGGGACCUUUAAUUUGACUAUGUUCUCUCUUAUAUGAAGCAGACAGUUAAAGCAAUGGUUGGGCAUAAAACAUAAUUCUGAAGGGCAAAUCUUGACCCUUUUGGGGAUAACUGUUGUCACCACAUCACCCAUUAAUGCUUUAAUUUUGGUGGAUUCUCUAAUCCAGUCUUUUCCUUUCCUUUUCUAUAUUUUGCCUCACUUGGACGUAAGACUCAUGAUCUAACCAAAGAGGGCUUGUUCUUCAUGCUAUAUAUAUAUAUAUAUAUAUGAGAGAUUUUUUGUGUGAUGUGCUCACACACAUGAGAAAUGUUAUGUUAUCAUGCAGAGUGAAAUGCUUGUGCCACAUAACACAUCAACUGUUUAUGUCAACUUCACGAGUCCUCUCAGAUAAUCUUUCAGAUAUUGGCAAUGGUCUCAUCAUUACAAUCUGCCAUUGGCAUGUGUCAUCCUCCGGUGACAGUUCCGCAUCCAUGGAACACUUUGACCAUUUGUAUUCUGCAGCCCGGGUCUCGACUUUAUUACUGUAGGUUACCCUGUUCAUGUAAAUUUGUUAAAAUGUCUUGCCCAAUUUUACACGAAGUUUAUUGCUCAUUUGCUCUUCAAGUUGUGAGAUUCUGUGAUGCCAAGUUCUGUAGACAAAAUCCACCAAAGCAAACACUCUAGUGAUGUAUUAUGAGCCCUCAAUGUGACAAGUUCUUAAGUUGUAUGUGUAUCAUAUUUAAUAUUUUACUUUUUUAUUUUAUCUUCAAAAUGGAUCUGUGGCUUUUAUAUAUGUGUUUUUAUAAGGAUAGACCAAAAACUAACACACAGCUGUAACUGAAAACAUUUAUCAAUCAUAAAACCAAAAAUUAUGUGCAAAAUAUUUAUACAGUGAAUUUAUUUUUAUCAACUUCCAAAUUCCUAAGAUUACUGUUGUAGUUAUAAUUUGUAGUAAAUAUGACAUGUUAAAGAUGUACAUGCAAAGUAAAAAGAACACUUGCAGAACAUCUGUUUGCAGGGUAUGAAAACCAAAUUAACAUCCUUAAUGAAGGUCUGGUAAUACAAUAUCAAAUUUAGGUAUAUUUAAGUCUGAAAUUUGACCCUUUCCAUUAAUGUGGAUGCCAUGCUAGCAGAUGACUUGAAAGGACCAAAUUUCAAACUUGAUUUGCUGCCCAUGGUUUCUAUGAAAAGAUUUACUAGAAUGGGCUGCUACAGGCCUGGCCCAACCUGUUGUAUAAUUUGUAGCAAUAAAUGCACACUCUUAUCACAUCUUGGGACUGCAGUAACAGGACACUGUUAAUGAAUUCAUCAACAAGCUGAUGAUGUAAUGUAACACAUUGUUUUAUUCCUAAUAAUAAAAGUAGGACUUGCUCUAAGACUGGCCUAUGAUAGUGUUCAGGUACAGUUUCUGUUAGAGCAAGUGUAUGCAAAUAUUGAACUAAACAAGCAAUUUAAAUGUAUGCAGAAUUAUUUUAGUAUAUUUUUAAAAGGGAAAAGUGUUUUGUCUUUAAUAUCUUAACAUUCAGACUCUCCAUAAAUGAUGCACUUUUUGUAGGAGAUGAAUUCUAUGCCAGUUUCAAGUUCCUUUUCGUGCUUCAUUUAAUUUCCUUGUACAGAGGCAGCUUGGGAGAGAAACCUGAUCUAAACAUAAUAUGGGUUUACCUUUACUCUCAUAUAGGAUUAGUGUAUAACUGAAGCUGUGAUUAUUGUUGGUAAUGUUGAUACUAUAUCAGAAAAUUCUUUGUACUUGCAAUGAUUAUUUUGUAUAGUCAUACAGAGUGCUGAGGAAACUAAAGCAGCAAAGGACUGGAAAAAAUUACAUUAUCCAGAGCUUCAUAACUUGUACUCUUUAACUGAUAAUGCUAAAGAUAGUUAAGGACAAGAUGUGUGGAACUUCAACAUAUAUUUGUGAAAUAAAAAUGCAUACAAAAUUUUGGCCAGAAAAUUUCAAGGCCCGACACCACUUGGGAGACCUUGCAGAGAUGGAGAAUGGAUUUUAAGGAAUGGGCUGUGAAGAUGUGGACUGGAUUCAACUUUCUCUCUGUAGGGUCUAUUGGUGAUAUUUUGUGAACUGUGGCCUACUGGACUUUCCGAUGUGAAGUGGGUAUUUUCAUCAAGGAAGAACUAAGAAUAUUAAUAUUUACAGAUGAUCCAAAUGGAAAGUGCUUACUUUUAAAUGUAACUAUUGUGAGUAUAUGUAAAAUAAAAAUUACUUUAAUUUUACUUGCAGCCUGGACAGAAGCUUCUUAAUGCAAAAUAAGUUUCACACUGUUUCAAAUUUGAAAUGUUCAAUGUUUACAAUGUUUGUGUAUUGGUACAAGGCAUAUUUCUUUGAGAAGUGGAAUAUAAAUGACAUUCCAUAGCCAGAAUUGAAUUCAGGUAUCCGAAAGAGUUGCAUCCACAACUUUGUGCUGUCAUUUAUGGAAGGUCCGUUCACAGAACAAAUGAGGUGCCAAGUUUACAAUAUUUUAUAUGAUAUUGUAUUAUGAUAUUCAUAUUAAUGAUAAAGAAUGCAAAGCAUCUA
Molecule: messenger RNA, 5939 nt
Organism: Zootermopsis nevadensis
Lineage: Eukaryota; Metazoa; Arthropoda; Insecta; Blattodea; Termopsidae
Gene: Snx17
Product: sorting nexin 17
Biological process (GO): endocytic recycling; intracellular protein transport
Cellular component (GO): early endosome
Molecular function (GO): phosphatidylinositol binding
Source: RefSeq, a predicted model, not a curated record